Molecule: messenger RNA, 4434 nt
Organism: Neolamprologus brichardi
Lineage: Eukaryota; Metazoa; Chordata; Actinopteri; Cichliformes; Cichlidae
Source: RefSeq, a predicted model, not a curated record
AGAAGACGAAGAAGAAGGGGAAGUGGUUCGACACAGCUAGCUUGUAUUAGCAUUCAAAACAAAUCUGAUUUGUGUUUUUAUGUCGGAAAAGAAAGAAAAAACUGUGCAUAAAAUGGAAGUUUUAAAGCUAAACUGAAAGCUCUUUGCUUCUGCUGUAUUUGUCUGCUUACUGUAAUUAGACACGAACUGAAUAUCUUGCCAGUCAUCCAGUUAGCCCUACGUGCUAGCUGUUUUAGCUCAGCUGUCAGCGGCUUGUUUUGUUCUGUGUUAAGUGGCAUCCCCAGUUAUAACACAUGAGUGUGUCGCUGGUCGUUAUUCGUCUGGAGUUAGCCGACCAGUCACCUUUUCCACAAGGUUUCCAGUACUGCGCUGUUGAAGGCAUGUCAGAGGAGGAGCUGCAGGAGAAAGCUCUGGGUUUAGCCAAACACAGUCUGAGUGGAAAAACCGACCUGGAAAGAUCAGCUGUGCUGCACCAGCACAUCGGCAGCAGAGCCAUGGGGGACAUGGUGAUAGAGACCUUUGAGCCCAGCCCAAACACAGGUGGACAUGAGGAGCGGAACAGUGAAAUUCAGGAUGCAAAGACUGGUGUAGACAGUCAGGAGGGUGCAGAGGAUAGGAGGUUUACGACAGGCACAGCUCCGGACUCACCCUCCAAGCAGCUCCCGGACCAGAUCUCUUUCUUCAGCGGGAACCCGUCAGUGGAGAUCAUUCACGGUAUCAUGCACCUCUACAAGACCAACAAAAUGACAUCACUGACUGAAGAUGUCAGACGCAGCGCUAUGGUGUGCAUCAUCACCGUCCCAGCGACCAUGACCAGCCAUGACCUUAUGAAGCUCAUGGCUCCUUUUAAUGAUGUCAUGGAGCACAUGAAGAUCAUACGGGACUCUACCCCUAACCAAUACAUGGUUCUCAUUAAAUUCUGCACACAGGCAGACGCAGACAGUUUUUACACAGCAUGCAAUGGCCGCCAGUUCAACUCUAUAGAGGAAGCAGUGUGCCAGCUGGUCUAUGUGGAGCGAGCAGAGGUCAUCAAGUCUGAAGAAGGAGCCAGUCUUCCAGUGAUGGAGCUGACUGAGUUGCCCAAGUGCACCGUGUGCCUGGAGAGAAUGGACGAGUCUGUUAAUGGCAUCCUCACCACUCUGUGCAACCACAGCUUCCACAGCCAGUGUCUUCAGCGCUGGGAAGAUGCCUCGUGUCCUGUAUGUAGGUACUGUCAAACACCAGAACCAGUUGAAGAGAACAAAUGCUUUGAAUGUGGAGUGCAGGAGAAUCUGUGGAUAUGCUUGAUCUGCGGUCAUAUUGGAUGUGGUCGCUACGUUAGCCGCCAUGCCUACAAGCACUUUGAAGAAACACAGCAUACCUACGCUAUGCAGCUCACCAAUCACCGAGUCUGGGACUACGCAGGAGAUAACUAUGUACAUCGGCUUGUGGCCAGUAAGACUGAUGGGAAGAUGGUGCAGUAUGAGUGUGAGGGAGACACCUGCCAGGCAGAGAAAAUUGAUGCACUCCAGCUAGAGUACUCAUACCUGCUGACAAGUCAGCUCGAGUCUCAAAGGAUUUACUGGGAGAAUAAGAUUGUUCAUCUGGAGAAGGAGACAGCUGAAGAGAUAAACAACAUGAAAGCGAAAUUUAAGGAGACAUUGGAGCGCUGUGAUAACCUAGAGCGACGGUUAGGAGAAAUGACCAAAGACAAACAGAGCAUAGAGAAAAAAUGCACUCAGUUGAACAGUCGAGUGGUGAAGCUGAGCCAAGAGCUGACGGAGGAGCAGGAGAUGAACCGCUGUCUGAGAGCCAAUCAGGCACAGCUGCAGGUACAGCUGUCAGAGGAGGAACGCAAAGCAAAAGAAAGCGAAGAUCGUAAAGAUGGAACAAUAGCAGAACUGCAGGAACAGCUGAGAGACGUGAUGUUUUAUCUGGAGACCCAGCAGCAGAUUGAACAUCUUCCACCAGAGGCUCGCAGCGAAAUUCAAGAGGGACAGAUCAACAUCCCAGCCAGCCCAUCUGACGGCGCUCUGGGUUCGGCGGGAGCAGGCCCCUCCUCUGGCAGGGGCAGAAGAGGCCGAGGCAGGAAGAGGAAGUAGGCAUGGCCUAAACUCAACUGGAACAUGCUAGAAACUGUGUUGCUGCUUCUCACUGUGGACAUGUUUGUGACUGAGCACCAGCCCUUUAUUCAAUGUGUAUCUGCAUUAUUGUAAUUCUCAAUAGGGUAAAGGCAGGAAGAAGGAGUAAAUGUUGAUAAUAUUUACCUGCACAUUUUCCUAGCAUAACUCCUGGCUCCUACAAGAAGAGCAUAAGAGAGGAUCGCUCAGUCACUCAAAACUUCAGUGUGAUCUAAAUGCCCUCUUCUCUUUCCAAAACUUAAGAGUAUAUAUUUUGAUCACAAUUUAUAUUUAUUUGAUCAGAAAUAUUUCAUCUGUGCCCAGGUAGUACCGUAUUAUAGUACUUCUUUUCAAACACUGCGUGAUCUUUUUAUUAUUUUAAAAUGCAAAGAUGGUUCUUUUACAAGUGAGAAUAGAAUCAAGGAAAUUUAUGUCCACAUUUUCUGAGUUUUUCCUUCAUUUCUUUAGACUCUGCUGUUUCAUCUGUUAUGUUCCAAUGUUUUUUUUGUUUCUCUUUUUGUUCCUCCACUUUAAGUAGAAACACUCGUCAGAGAACAUGGAGGAGAAAAUGCCUUUUUCAGCAGUGCAUUGUAUUGGGACAGGAGUCAGUAUUCACAGAAUGCACAGUAUUUUUGUAUGAGGAGCAGGAAGCAUGUUUUGCCAUGUUUUCACCAUCUAGGUUAGUGAUUCCCAACCACUAGUACAACUUGUGUACCUCAGAGGAUUCUACAGCAUUACCAGGAAGUAGUUCAAAGGAUUGUGUAUGUUUGCUAACGAUUUAUUGAAACUAUGUGGAUCAUGAUUUACUGCUCCUUCCAUCAAUCCCAGUAUCCCUUAUUUUCCAGCUAAUUUCCUGGAAAUCUUUCUCAGAAUUUCUCCCAUAAUAUUCCCAAGACUGUAGUUUUUGACUCUAAAACUACAUUCUAAUACGAUUUUUUUUAUUUACCCUUUAAAACUCUUAAUAUUACUGGCUGCUAUUCUAUUAUUCCUCCAUUGAAAGAUGAUAUUAAAUUGCAAAUAUUGUGCCAUUUGAUGACAUUGACAUUUGGCUCUAAGACAUUAUGAUAAUAUCUGUAUUAUUAUGCCAUAUAAACAUUAAGAUAUUCCGAGAAAUGAUUAAAAUAACCAGGGUACAUUAGUUGUACCCUGGUUAUGUGUUACAUACAAUACCAUACCAGAAAAACGCCAGAAGCAACUGUGACCUUUGCAGUUACAAUCCUGAACAUGGUGUCAUAACCUAGAUGAUGAAAUAAGUGACUCAGCUCCCUCCUUGAAUACUAAGAUUUUUUUUCCCUUGCAAAAUGUUCACAAUAAAGUUUUAGAUGAAUCCCUAAGGCCUUAAUUAAAAACUGGUGCAGAAAGCACACAUUGAUUUUUUUUAUUUUUUAUUUUAAUAUAUAUAAACAGCCACUCAAAAGAUCAUUUCUAUGCAAAAUAUUCAGGUCAAAUGGUGGGGAGUCUGACCAUUUGACCUUAGAACUGAAGAAGCUUCUCGGAUGAGAGGUGAAACGUCUUCAAGUAACUUAAAGAAGUCCAGACGCUUUUCUUUGCAAGCUCCUUUGACUACAAUGACCUGGAUGACUGAGAACCUUCACAGACAUAUGCAAAAUAUUGUUUACAGCCCUCUAAAAGGAACAGUUUAAUAAUUUCAGAAAUAUGAGACUUGCUGUCAGUUAUUUGAGAUGCUAACUGUGACUCCGUUGUCUGACAAGAUAUUUCACACAUAUAGCCAGUGACGGCCAACAGGAACCGAGCUUGCUGGUUACUGUUGUUUGUAGACAUGAGUAUAGUAUCGCUCUCGAAAGUUAAAUGAAAAGAUGUUUUUCCACAGUGAUCAUCAAGAGAAAAGCUGGAAUGUACCUGUAGCGACUGCUUUGAGAGAGGAGAUAAAGAGCUGUUUUUUUCAGCCAUAGAAGCUUUCAUUUAAAAACAAAAUACGGCAAGUCAUGCUCCUGAAAACAUCAGUUCAUGCUGGGGUUUUGUUGUUUGUUUGUUUUUUUGCCAUGAAAGUGUUCAGUUUUUUGUUGUUAACACUAAAACUGUGCCGCCACUUUCAAUAGAACAUUUUCUGAAGUUUUUCUUGUUUUGGGGUAAAAAGUGUGUGAAGCUGAAACAGAUGCAUCUUUGUUGAAAUGACAUACUACGCAGCUGUGAUGUUAAAGUGCAGACUGUCAGAUCUACCACAAGGAAGAUGCAGUCAUAUCUAACUAAUCCUUCUGCAGUCUACUACAUUCACAGUUUAUUACCAGCAGCCUGUUGAAAGUAAACUGUGUACAUAGUUGGAAAACACAGACAAACUGACAGAUUAAAAAGCUUGGUCUUUGUAGACACACCA